Colletotrichum godetiae is the source of this 1245-nucleotide messenger RNA. RefSeq lists its product as uncharacterized. Bases 187 to 1077 code for a protein of 296 amino acids. The transcript is spliced from 2 exons. NCBI's taxonomy places the organism in Eukaryota, Fungi, Ascomycota, Sordariomycetes, Glomerellales, Glomerellaceae. The record is from RefSeq and is a predicted model, not a curated record.
UUCUUUUGGUUUUGGUUUUCGUCCGGCAUGGUCGAAAGCUUUGAGAGCUGUGUUUAGAAAGUCUCGACUCCUUUUGAUUUCCCCGUUGUUCAGUCGGGAAAGACUCGCUCGAAUUGCUCGUUAGCUUCGCCAACUCAUCCUCGACUAUUCGUCUGGUUGACGGACUCACAUGUUGCUCAAAGCUGGAUGGCGGCCAGGGAUUACGUAUUGGCUGUGAUGCUAACGAGAGCACUACUGAAAAUCCAAGUUCGUCUCGGGCAUGAUGCAGGGCAAAUGCAAUACCUUAAAUACAUUUCACGACCUGCGCCUCAACUGUCCGUCAACAAAGCAUUCGAGAAACUGCAUACCACCGCAUCCUUGGGCUUCGACCGGCAGCUGCCUACCUUUGGCCCCCCUGUUCAUGUUCAAGAGCUGUUCAAGAGCUGCUCAGGAGGUGCUGUUCAAGAGUACCCGUUCAAGAGUAUCUGUUCAGGAUUUGCUGUCCAGGAGCUUUUCAGCCCCCUCCCCUACAGCCGUGCCCAAAAAUGUGGCUGCAGGCGCCCAACAGACUGUCAGAUCCAGACCAGCCUCUCACCCAAUCUAGAAAGCCGCCCAUACUCAUGUCUCGAAGGAGGUGGUGAUGUGGCACCCAUGAUUCCAAAGGCCGUCUUGAUUGCCGGGGAUAGCCACUCUACAAUACGGCUACCCAGGCACUACUUGGCCAACGGCCGUUACAAGACAUACCUCAUGUUGCGUCUACGCUUUUCCUUCUCUUGCGAGUGCUUCCGGGAGUACGGGGAGCCGGGCUGGCCUCCGAAGUUGACCGUUCCGUGUCACCCCGAAGCCCGGCGUUUCGAGCACCUCCUUCUCUCCCCUCCGCCGCUGUUCAAUAUUCGUUUGCUAUCACUUGUGGCACAAGUCCCCCUUUGCUUUCUCUUUAGGACCUCUCAUCGACUUGCCAUGGAAACUGUUUGGGUUGCUUUAUGGAUACUUAGCUUCUGUACCACCAUUUCUCGUCUCAUGGUCAUUGGCCGGUUUCAAGGAGGAUGGUCGGAGAUGAGAAAGACCUGGGUUCGUACGCUGAUCAAGGAGAUAUGACAGUCCAACGCGUUAAAGGCCCUGUUGGUCUUAGCAUGUUCACUGUCCAUGGCACUGGGACUGUAAACUCGUACAAGGAAACGGAGAUCGGAGGGUGGACCAGGAUUUCCCGCCCGGGUCGGUAUAGAAGACGGGUGCCCGCUGCUUGGCGUUAUUGCUUAUUCCAAU